ACCAAUAUUAUACAAAUCCCUUCUUCUUCUCCCCUUUUUCCUUUUCUAAAAAAGUAAAAAUAAAUCAUGCUUCAUAAUCGUCUCCUCGUCCCCUGCUUUCUCUGCUUCCUCUGUUUCCUCAACCUCACAACAACCUCAGAACUCUGUUUGGACUCCACCUGCAAUGGUAGUUUUCAAACCAUCCGAUUCCCGUUCAGAAUUCAAAACCAACAACCAAAAUCAUGUGGAUACCCCGCGUUUGACUUAACAUGUCAUCCCUCAGGUCAACCAUUAAUCCAUCUCCCAUUUUCAGGGGAAUUCAUAGUUCAAUACAUAGAUUACAAGAACCAAGAAAUUUGGGUCAAUGAUCCAAACAACUGUCUUCCUCGAAAGAUUCUGUCUCUUAUGCUUUUUGGGUCGCCGUUUGAUGCGAAAAACACUGUAGAUUUCACCUUCUUUAAUUGUUCGGGGAGUGAUGAAAUCCCAUAUGAUUUCAAUUUGAACCCAAUUUCUUGCCUUAGUGGAUUGUCGUAUGCCGUAUUUGCUUCUUCUUCUUCAAUGGUGAAUGAGAUUUUGUCGUCGAGGUGUGAGUUGGUGAAGACUGUAUCGGUGCCGAUGAGUUUGGAGACGUAUUCAUGGGAUUUGAGGAAUGAUCUGAGAUUGGGGUGGAAAAAGCCUAAUUGUAAGAAGUGCGAGUUAAAUGGUGGAAUAUGUGGGAUUAAACCCAAUUCAACUAAUGAAAUUCAAUGCAAAUACAAUACUUCGACUCAAAGUGGGAUGGCAAGAGGAGCUCGGUAUGCAAUAUCAAUUGGAGUUGGAGUACCAGUAACGAUGUGUGUUUUGGGGUUCUUAUGUUGCCUUUGUGCUAGAGUCAGAUCCUCCACAAGUGGGCGCAAUUCAAGCAUUGAGGCCCAUUGGGUUAUCUCUUCUCGGCCCAUUACAAUGGGCCUUGAUGGGCCCACUAUCGAUUCAUAUCCAAAAAUUGUAUUGGGCGAAAGCUUGCGUCUACCAAAGCCCACUGACAAUAUAUGCCCAAUUUGCCUGUCGGAAUAUCGGCCCAAAGAGACUGUGAAGACAAUUCCACAAUGUCAACAUUUCUUCCAUCAAGAUUGUAUUGACGAAUGGCUGAGAUUGAAUCCCUCUUGCCCACUUUGUAGAAUGCCUCCCCUUAAAUCUCCACCGUCCCAUUUUCCCCUCUAAAUACCCUUCAUCUUUCCCCACCUCACUUUACUUUCCAUUUAUCCAAUCUGUAAAUUAUUGUGCAUAUUUUAUUUUAGUUAAUGUACAAAUUUUGACCCCUAUCUUCAAUCUUUACACUUCAAAUACUCUAA
Molecule: messenger RNA, 1310 nt
Organism: Cucumis sativus (cucumber)
Lineage: Eukaryota; Viridiplantae; Streptophyta; Magnoliopsida; Cucurbitales; Cucurbitaceae
Product: RING-H2 finger protein ATL20
Exons: 2
Coding region: 67-1179 (370 amino acids)
Molecular function (GO): polysaccharide binding
Source: RefSeq, a predicted model, not a curated record